Messenger RNA from Castor canadensis (American beaver), 1053 nucleotides. Its product is annotated as olfactory receptor 4F17. Gene Ontology annotation, molecular function: G protein-coupled receptor activity; olfactory receptor activity. The record is from RefSeq and is a predicted model, not a curated record. Lineage: Eukaryota; Metazoa; Chordata; Mammalia; Rodentia; Castoridae. Gene Ontology annotation, biological process: G protein-coupled receptor signaling pathway. Gene Ontology annotation, cellular component: membrane.
AUGACUGACAAAUUUUACAUCACCACUAGGAGAGAAGACAAAUCUUAUGUGGUCUUGCCUCCUGAAGAAUUCUUGGUAACUGCAGAGCUACUCUACUGGAAUGAAUCAACACAUGAAACAAAUCAUUCUGUGGUGACCGAGUUCAUUUUUCUUGGACUCUCCAAUUCUCAGGAACUUCAGAUUUUCCUGUUUCUGUUCUUUUUGGUGUUCUAUGUAGGAAUUGUGUUUGGAAACCUUCUUAUUGUCAUAACUGUUGCUUCUGACUCCUACCUUCACUCCCCCAUGUACUUUCUGUUGGCCAGCCUCUCACUCAUUGAUCUGUCUUUGUCCUCAGUCACAGCUCCCAAGAUGAUUACUGACUUUUUCAGCAAGCACAAAGUCAUCUCUUUCAAGGGCUGUCUGGCACAGAUAUUUCUCCUUCACUUCUUUGGUGGGAGUGAGAUGGUGAUCCUAACAGCCAUGGCCUUUGACAGAUAUGUAGCAAUUUGCAAGCCCCUGCACUACACUACAAUUAUGUGUGGGGAUGUGUGUGUAGGCACUGUGGCUGCUGCAUGGGGAAUUGGCUUCCUCCACUCAGUGAGGCAGUUGGCGUUUGCACUGAACUUAUCCUUCUGUGGUCCCAAUGAAAUUGAUAGCUUUUAUUGUGACCUUCCUCGGGUAAUCAAACUAGCCUGCACAGACACCUACAGGUCAGAUAUCAUGGUCAUCGCUAACAGUGGUAUGCUUACCAUGUGUACUUUUGUUCUUCCAAUCAUCUCCUACACUGUCAUCCUAACGACCAUCCAGCAUCAUCCUUCAGAUAGGUCAUCCAAAGCUCUGUCCACUUUAACAGCUCACAUCAUAGUAGUUCUUUUGUUUUUUGGACCAUGUAUCUUCAUUUAUGCCUGGCCUUUUCCCAUUAAGCCUUUGGAUAAAUUCCUUGCUGUGUUUUAUUCUGUGGUCACUCCUCUCUUGAACCCCAUUAUAUACACACUGAGGAACAAAGACAUGAAGACAGCAAUGAUACGACUGAGAGAUCGAAAUGUGUUUUCCAGGGUAAAGUCAGAUCUGUGA